This is a messenger RNA of Dothidotthia symphoricarpi CBS 119687, 990 nucleotides long. Its product is annotated as ribonuclease T2. Bases 1 to 990 code for a protein of 329 amino acids. Gene Ontology annotation, biological process: RNA catabolic process. The record is from RefSeq and is a predicted model, not a curated record. Gene Ontology annotation, cellular component: extracellular region. The transcript is spliced from 3 exons. Lineage: Eukaryota; Fungi; Ascomycota; Dothideomycetes; Pleosporales; Dothidotthiaceae. Gene Ontology annotation, molecular function: RNA binding; ribonuclease T2 activity.
AUGCGAAACACUAUUUCAAAAGCCGUCACAGGCGCGCUGUUUGCAAGCACCGCAAGCGCACAGAUUUACCCAAACCAGACUUCAUUGAACCACACCUGCCAACUCCAGUCACCUCUCCUCUCUUGUCCUCCUCAAGAUCCCUCCCAGGUCGACUCCUGCUGCGUUGAAACCUAUGGCGGCCUCGUCCUCUCGACUCAAUUUUGGAACACCUACACUGGACGUGAGAGCGAAGGGCAAUUACUCCCUGCCAAAACCUUCACUCUUCAUGGCUUAUGGCCAGAUUGGUGUAAUGGCAGUUACACCCAGUACUGUGAUUUGACUCGCCAAUACGACCCAAGUCCAAGUCCAAAUACCACGAACGGGUUGAAGAAUGGGACGGCUGUAUUGCCAUACACAGGACCCAACAUCGGCACCUUCCUCGAGCCGUUUGGUCGUUUUGAUCUGCUUGCGUACAUGAACACCUACUGGGUCGCCUGGCAGCAAGAUAACCCAGCAAUUGACUUCUGGGGGCAUGAAUUCUCUAAGCACGGAGCAUGUUAUAGUACUUUCAACGUGCCUUGCUACGGCCCGCUAUAUCGCGAAAACGAAGAAGUGGUAGAUUUUUUUGAGACAGCGAUCAAGUACUACCAGCGCUUCCCGACAUUCGCGUGGCUUGAGGAUGCCGGAAUUACGCCCUCGAACAGCACGACAUACAGCUAUUCCGAUUUCCGCGAUGUAUUGUUCGAGCAUCACGGCGGCAUUCCCUUUAUUGGCUGCUCGGGUCCAAGAUACAACACCACAACUGCUGGCAAGAACAGUACGGAUAGCGGAUACACCGUCUUGAGUGAGGUGUGGUAUUACGAGCAUGUAUAUGGACGUCCGCAAGAAGGCAACACCAUUUCUGUGAACGCCUCUUCGACAUAUCUCACCAACUGUGCGAAGACUUCAGGUGCGAUAAACUAUUAUGAGAGAUCGAACGGGUCGGAGAAGGUGCCCACCAUCCCUUACUAG